AUGUCCUCCGCCGCUGAAUCAGAACCCGAGGGCAACCAAGGAACCACGAAGAAUGCUCGAGACAUCGAGCUCGGAACAGUUCAAAAAUGUUUCAGGAAACAUCAGUCAGACGAGCGAGCCGUCGACCGUGAGCGGAUCGCAAAUAUUCUGAGAGAACUCAACCUCUUCAGAGAUGACUACAUGAAGAAGUUCGAGCGAGCCCUUAAAGAUAAUUCCAACCAGCUGGAUCUCUAUCAGUUCACUCAGAUACUCGACAGACUCUGCGGGGUUAGUCGAGUCGAGGCGACAACGUCGACUCUGCGAGCUGCAUUCGAUGCAAUCGACACAGGACGCGACGGAUUCAUCUCGCGGAGGGACCUCAAGGCUGCGGCCGAGCUCCUCGACCUGAAUGAAGGGGAAAUAAAGAAAAUGAUGCGGUCGGCAGACACCGAUAAAGAUGGGAAAGUUGACUUCGGUGAAUUCCAGGCCAUGUUCGGCCACAACCGAUAA
This is a messenger RNA of Galendromus occidentalis (western predatory mite), 489 nucleotides long. RefSeq names its product putative calmodulin-like protein 6. Lineage: Eukaryota; Metazoa; Arthropoda; Arachnida; Mesostigmata; Phytoseiidae. Gene Ontology annotation, molecular function: calcium ion binding. The record is from RefSeq and is a predicted model, not a curated record. The coding region runs from base 1 to 489 and encodes 162 amino acids. The transcript is spliced from 2 exons.